GUGCUCAUAUUGGCAAUGGUUUGCAGAUGGGGAUUCUGCGCAUUAUGAUUGUACAAUUUGUCACCAGGCGGAGGAAGUGUUGGGAAUAAUCAGUGUGUCUGCACAGCUGUAACUGCCGACCGGUGUGGGAUAAUGGGUGGGAGCUGGCAGGCUAGACGCUGCUCUGCCCUUGCCAUGCAUAGGCUCAUGUAUCUGCUGAUCCCCUGGAUCCCUUGGAUGAAUGCUGAGGACAGCGCCAUGGAGGAGAUCGCUACGGAGAAAGAGGCAGAGGAGAGCCACCGUCAGGAUAGUGUGAGCCUGCUGACCUUCAUUCUGCUGCUGACCCUCACCAUCCUUACCAUCUGGCUCUUCAAGCACCACCGAGCACGCUUCUUGCACGAGACUGGCCUGGCUAUGAUCUAUGGACUCAUAGUUGGUGUGAUUUUAAGGUACGGCUCACCUUCCUCCAGCGGCCAUGACAAGCCAAUCAGCUGUGCUCAAGAAGAAAGAGCAUAUACUACCCUCCUCGUCAACGUGAGCGGAAAGGUUUUUGAAUACACCUUAAAAGGUGAAAUCAGCCCUGAGAAAAUACAUAAUGUGGAACAGAAUGACAUGUUGAGAAAAGUUACUUUUGAUCCUGAGGUCUUCUUCAAUAUUUUAUUGCCACCCAUCAUUUUCCAUGCAGGGUAUAGUUUGAAAAAGAGACAUUUCUUUCGAAAUAUUGGAUCCAUCCUGACCUACGCUUUCUUUGGUACAGCGGUCUCCUGCUUUAUAAUAGGAAAUCUCAUGUUUGGAGUAGUAAAAUUAAUGGAUUUUGUCGGACAACUAAAUGGCAAGUUUUAUUAUACAGACUGUCUCUUUUUUGGAGCCAUCAUCUCUGCUACAGAUCCAGUGACUGUCCUGGCGAUAUUUAAUGAACUGAGGGCUGAUGUGGACCUGUAUGCGCUUCUGUUUGGUGAGAGCGUUCUGAAUGAUGCAGUCGCCAUAGUGUUAUCAUCGUCUAUUGUUGCUUACCAGCCAACUGUUGAAAACACCCACACUUUUGAUGCUGCUGCAUUUUUUAAAUGUGUUGGAGUCUUUGUUGGAAUAUUUAGCGGUUCUUUUGCCAUGGGUGUGUGUACUGGAGUUGCAACCGCACUUGUGACCAAGUUUACAAAGCUGCAUUGCUUCCCCUUGCUGGAAACUGCACUCUUCUUCCUAUUAUCUUGGAGCACUUUUCUUCUGGCUGAAGCAUGUGGCUUUACAGGUGUAGUCGCUGUCCUGUUUUGUGGAAUUACACAAGCCCAUUACACAUAUAAUAAUUUAUCUGUGGAGUCACGGGCCAGAACCAAACAGCUGUUUGAAGUCCUGCAUUUUCUAGCUGAGAACUUUAUAUUUUCAUACAUGGGUUUAGCAAUUUUCACUUUCCAGAAGCACAUGUUUAGUCCGAUCUUUAUUGUUGGUGCCUUUAUCGCUAUAUUUGUAGGAAGAGCUGCUCAUGUUUACCCACUGUCAUUUUUUCUGAACUUGGGAAGAAGACACAAGAUUGGUUGGAACUUCCAGCACAUGAUGAUGUUUUCAGGUCUGCGUGGUGCAAUGACAUUUGCUCUGGCCAUUCGAGAUACUGCGUCAUAUUCGCAUCAGAUGAUGUUCUCCACUACACUUCUCAUUGUGUUUUUCACUGUCUGGAUUAUUGGUGGUGGCACAACCCCUAUGCUUUCCUGGUUGAACAUAAGAGUUGGUGACCAUAUCCCAUCAUCGGAGGAUGUGAACGUUAGACGUUGGCAAUAUUUCAGAGUUGGAGUUGAUCCAGAUGAAGACCCACCGCAGACUAAUGACAGCUUUCAAGUUCUGCAUGGGGAUGUUCCCAAUUCCAUUGGUACAAGUCGGACAAAGCAAGAAAGUGCAUGGGUGUUUAGGUUAUGGUACAGCUUUGAUCACAAGUAUCUGAAGCCAAUGCUCACACACAGUGGCCCUCCACUGACUACAACACUCCCCAGCUGGUGUGGACUGAUUGCUAGAUGCUUCACAAGCCCACAGUUGCAUAAUAACCAAGAGCAAUUGAGAGAGGAUGAUGCAGACUUUAUAUUAAAUGAUGGGGAUCUCACACUGACCUACGGAGACACAACCAUAACUGCUAAUGGAUCCUCAGGUUCCCAUACAGCAACCACAAGCCUUGAUGGCAGAAGAACCAAAAGCAGCUCUGAGGAAGCUCUUGAACGUGAGCUUGGAGGAGGAGAUUAUGAGAUAACAAAUAGAGGAACACGAUUGGUGUUUCCUCUUGAGGAGAAUGCAUGACCGGUAGAUCCAACUUGAGAGAAAGGGAAAAAGACAUGCACCCAAAAAUGGUGCCAGGAGCAUCUCAGGCCCAAUGUGGUGAAGAGUAGAGAUUCAGUUCACAAGCUAAAAGUAUGGCAGUCGUUGUGGUACUGAAAGCAGAAAAUACAACACAAUGAGUACAUCUGUUAAUAAGCCUCUCAAUUUGGCAGAAAAACACACAAAAACCAUAGUCUUUUCCUCUGUAUCUGUAAAGAGAUAAAUGUCAACAUCUGGUUACAGAAUAUUUACCUUGUAUUAUCCACUACCUAUAUGAGGUAAAUGUGACUGUGUUGCCACUACCAUAUGUGCAGCUAUUUUCACAAGCCGCAAGGAACAAGCUCUGCUAGAAAGUGCUGUUAUUUAUAAGUGAAAGGCAAUUGUCAGUUUGGGAGAAAGUAUUAUGAACAUUUUUUUUAUUUUACAUUAAAAAUGUAGUAUGUAACAUUGAAAAGCAUGAACACAAAAUUUUAUUUCAGAAAAGACUCUUUCCAAAAGGGAGGUAAAGUUGGUUUCUUUAUAAGCAUGACAGAAAUGUAAAAAUUGUAUCAAACCAAUCUUUUGAAGAUCUCCAUAAAAAACUGUAAGACUGCAUCUUUGGUAUUGGUAACAUAUAUAUAAAUUAUUUUAUUGGUAUUACAGAAUAAUUAAGAGCAAAAAUAUGUGCAAAAUAAGUUACAUUGGUUUGAAAAAGUAAAAUAUUAAAAAUAAACUUAAUUGACCCUAA
Messenger RNA from Bombina bombina (fire-bellied toad), 3001 nucleotides. It is a transcript of the gene SLC9A7, whose product is annotated as solute carrier family 9 member A7. Gene Ontology annotation, molecular function: sodium:proton antiporter activity. Gene Ontology annotation, cellular component: membrane; recycling endosome. The transcript is spliced from 17 exons. NCBI's taxonomy places the organism in Eukaryota, Metazoa, Chordata, Amphibia, Anura, Bombinatoridae. Gene Ontology annotation, biological process: sodium ion transport; proton transmembrane transport; regulation of pH. The record is from RefSeq and is a predicted model, not a curated record. The coding region runs from base 133 to 2256 and encodes 707 amino acids.